UCAAGCAGCCAUCCAGCACCACAUAACAUUUCCUUGAGGAAUCCAUCCAGAGUCGGCCCCCAACAAACAUGGACUGUUUUCCCAUGCUUUAUUUCUUGUCGAGACAACAUGAUUCCUGGUAAUCGAAUGCUGAUGGUCAUUUUAUUAUGCCAAGUUGUACUGGGAGAGCAUAACCAUGCUAGUUUAAUACCUGAGGAAGGCAAGAAAAAGGUGUUGGGCCAUAACCCAGGUCAAAGCCAUGAACUGCUGCGGGACUUCGAGGCCACACUGCUGCGCAUGUUCGGGCUGCAGAGGCGGCCACGGCCCACUCGCUCGGCAGUGGUGCCCCAGUACCUCGUCGACCUCUAUAGACUGCAGUCAGGAGAGGCGGAGGAGGCUGGAGCCCAUGAUGUCACCUUUGAGUACCCUGAGAAGUCCACUAGCCGAGCUAACACUGUAAGAGCGUUCCAUCAUGAAGAGCACAUGGAGCAGGUGCCGUCAGAUGGUCUGUACAGCUCUGAGACUCCUCUGCGUUUCUAUUUUAACCUCAGCAGCAUCCCCGAAGAUGAGCUUCUCUCUACAGCAGAACUGCGACUCUACAGACAGCAGAUCGAAGAGCCCGGCUUGGAGCCCCAACACACAGGAAAUGAGGGAAUCCACCGGAUCAACGUGUAUGAGGUGCUGAAGCCACCUAGGUCAGGGCAGCUUAUAACGCGCCUUCUGGACACACGCCUCGUAAGCCACAACAUCUCCAGCUGGGAGAGCUUCGAUGUGAGUCCAGCUGUGCUGCGCUGGACACGCGAGCGCCUGCCCAACCACGGACUCGCAAUCGAGGUCCUACAUUUAAAUCAAACACCUCAGCACCAGGGAAAGCACGUGCGCAUCAGCCGCUCGUUGCACCAGGCCUCAGACGAAGGCUGGAAUCAGCUGCGGCCUUUGCUGGUCACUUUUGGCCACGAUGGUAAAGGCCACCCUCUGACACGCAGGACAAAACGUAGCCCCAAACAGCGAGGCCGUAAACGCAACCGCAACUGCAGGCGACAUGCGCUUUAUGUGGACUUCAGUGAUGUGGGCUGGAAUGACUGGAUAGUGGCACCACCAGGCUACCAGGCCUUCUACUGCCACGGAGACUGUCCCUUUCCUCUAGCUGACCAUCUGAACUCCACAAACCAUGCUAUUGUACAAACACUGGUCAACUCGUUAAACAGCAAUAUUCCCAAGGCCUGCUGUGUGCCCACCGAGCUGAGUGCCAUCUCAAUGCUCUACCUGGAUGAGACUGAUAGGGUGGUCCUCAAAAACUACCAGGAAAUGGUGGUAGAAGGCUGUGGUUGUCGCUAGUUAAAGAUAUUUAGCUCAGUGGAAGCAAUGUCUAAUGGACCCAUUGUAUAUCAAAAUAUCUUCACUUGGACGCUUAUUUAUAAUGUUUAUGUUGAGAUGUCUGUCUCCUUUUUGUUUCCUUGACCAUAUGAUCAUAUAUUUUGACAAAUAUAUAUAUAUAUAUUUAUAUCUACAUGUUAAAAAUAAAAGUGAGACCCUAUUUUAAACAUUAAUAAGAAGCUGUACAACUUUUCAUGAUGUAUAUUAGAGUGUAUAAUGGUAUUAAAUAAGAAAAUAGAAAAAAAAAAAAAUGAAAAAGUACACCAAAAGUUAAAUAUAUAUAUUUACUGUUAAUAUUUAUUUCUUUCAUACAAUAUACAUUUACAAAAAAAUGAGAAAUACAUAACCUUCCAGCCCUAUUUGAGCAGGUAAAGAAAUGCAACAUGCAUUAUUUGUGUAUAAAAAAAAAGAGCACUGUGUGAAAUGAUAAACCAACAGAUUUGUGAUAAAUCUCAUCAAUGUACUUUGAUUUUUCACAUUUUGCAUCAACUUUUUAGACAUGUGAUUUUUAGACUCCCCUUAAUGUGUUUCUUUUUUUAA
Messenger RNA from Trichomycterus rosablanca, 1896 nucleotides. RefSeq names its product bone morphogenetic protein 4 (gene bmp4). The transcript is spliced from 3 exons. The coding region runs from base 109 to 1317 and encodes 402 amino acids. The record is from RefSeq and is a predicted model, not a curated record. Lineage: Eukaryota; Metazoa; Chordata; Actinopteri; Siluriformes; Trichomycteridae. Gene Ontology annotation, molecular function: cytokine activity; growth factor activity. Gene Ontology annotation, biological process: BMP signaling pathway. Gene Ontology annotation, cellular component: extracellular region.